Trichomonas vaginalis G3 is the source of this 186-nucleotide messenger RNA. RefSeq lists its product as uncharacterized. The record is from RefSeq and is a predicted model, not a curated record. Lineage: Eukaryota; Parabasalia; Trichomonadida; Trichomonadidae. The coding region runs from base 1 to 186 and encodes 61 amino acids. The transcript has a single exon.
AUGAGCUUGAAAGAAGUAUUCGAACAACAUCCAUGGAGGUCAUUUAAGAAGUUCAAUGAAGCUGCAAAGAGUUGGGGAUUUACUAACAGAGCUGAAGUGAAAAGGUUCUUUGACAAAAAUGUUGUACAUCAAACAAAAAUAAAACCCUUACGACUACUUUUUACCAAUUUACUCCAACACUCCUGA